CCCAGAGAGUGAGUCUGUGUUAGACAUACAGUGAGUGUAGAGUCUGUUAGAGUUGUGUCAAAACGUAGACUCUGUUUGUAAUCAACGAUCGGAUCAACUGAUCGCUCGUCCAAAACAAUGCCCCGAAAAGAGGAGCAGAGCGUCGACCAAGACUUGGAUCAAAGCAGUGAUCACACACUGGAUGGACAGCAAGUGAGACAAGAGGAUGAAGAAGUGGAAGAGGAUUGUGAUGACGACAAUCAAGACGACGAGCAACAGGAGGACGAGACCGAAAUGGAGGCCGAAGACGACCAACAGGUCGGUGAGGACGGCAUCAAUGACUCGGAGUUGACGUAUGGCGACGAUAACGACAGCAACACUAUUGAAAUGCAAUCGCAAUCACAUAAGAAGAAUAAGAAACGAAAAGCAAAUGGAGAUAAGAAGAAGGGGAAGAAGAAGAAGAAGAAAAAGAGCAGUUCGGCCGACAGUCCCGACGAAUCAGGGUUUGGACUCAUAGAUGAGCCGUCGGCUGAAUUGGAUGCCGAUUACCAAACGGAGGCCAAAAAGUCACGAAAAGGCAAAUCUGACAGAACACAGAAGAGUGUCGAAGAGAUUUGUAAGGAAUUUGAUUUGGAAGACGUGUUCUAUGAAUAUACAGAAGCGGAUUAUCAGAAUCUGACUAAUUAUAAGCUAUUCUCUCAACACAUAAGACCUCUUAUCGCCAAAACUAACCCAAAGAUAGCGAUGGGGAAAAUGGUUACUCUUAUAUCUGCCAAAUGGCGAGAAUUUAUUGCAAGCAAUCCUCAGAAAGAAUUGGCGCAAAUCAUAGACGAAGAGACGCCUAAAAAGUCGGGCAAACGGCCGAAAAUAAAGUCCGUUCCGUCGAUCAAAAUAAAGAUCGGAGGCCUUAACGCCAGUAAACGUAAGAAACACAACACUUCCGAUGAAGAGGACAGCGCUGACGAACCCAACAAAAGUGAUGUCGAGUUCGAAGCGGCGUUAGAAGAGGCGGACAGAGCGACGCCUCCGCCAAAAAUGGAUAAAAAGAAAAGUAAAAAUUCGAAAAAACUUAAGAAAAAGAAGAAAACAAAAACGACCGCAAGUUUUCCGUCGGGUAACGAAAACUCUGAGAAUGAGAAUGGAUAUGAAACAGACCAUCAGGACUACUGCGAAGUGUGCCAACAGGGAGGAGAGAUCAUACUUUGCGAUACGUGUCCGCGAGCCUAUCAUUUGGUCUGUUUAGAGCCCGAACUCGAAGAAGCGCCUGAAGGCAAGUGGAGUUGUCCUCAUUGUGAAGGGGAAGGAGUUCCCGAUCAAGAGAUAGAAGUGCCGCCCGAGACUAACAAUGAUCAUCACAUGGAGUUCUGCAGAGUUUGCAGAGAUGGUGGCGAACUGUUGUGCUGCGACUCAUGUCCAUUGGCUUAUCACACAUAUUGCUUGAGCCCUCCAUUACGGACAGUACCUGACGGCGAGUGGCAGUGCCCGCGCUGUGCAGCGGAGCCUCUGAAGGGAAAAGUGGCUAAAAUAUUGACCUGGCGUUGGACGGCGAUAGACGACGAGCCAUUUAUCGGCGAGAAGUUGACCAAUGAUGACAUUCCCGCUGCUCAGCCCUCCACCAGUAAGAAACCGCAGCCCAAACCUCAACGAGAAUUCUUUGUGAAAUGGCAUGACAUGAGUUAUUGGCACUGCUCUUGGAUUAGCGAAGUGCAGUUGGAUGUAUACCAUCCCUCUAUGUAUCGCAACUAUUGCCGCAAAACAGAUAUGGAUGAACCGCCGCCUCUGGACGACGGCAGCUGUAAUGAGAUCGUGACGCCCGUGACUCCAGUCGUUCCCCCCAGCGAUGACCCGCCGACCGAAGGAGAGAUUACGGCCGCCACUGGAAUGAAACGCCUGGAGAAGAAGAAGGCCAACAGAAGUGAUGUGAACCUCGAGGAGAAGUAUUAUAGAUAUGGCAUACGUCCGGAAUGGCUGAACGUUCAGAGAGUUAUUAACCACAAGACUUUACGCGACGGAAGGAUAAUGUAUUUAGUGAAGUGGCGAGACUUGCCGUACGACCAGUGCUCGUGGGAGUUCAACGACAACUCACAGCUCGAGCUGGAAAUCACUGAAUUGAAGAAAGCGGUGGACGGCUAUUGGGAUCUGAGGAGUACUAUGGAUACGUCAAUGAAGAAGAAUAGCGGCGGAUCCAAGAAAGGGAAGGGAAAGAAACCUAAGAAUGAAAUGCGAAGCGAAGACUACUUAGAGCGUCGAUCCACUCCUCCGCCCGAUAAGCCUACUGUCGAUCCGAAGAAGAAAUACGAAUACCAACCGCAUUACAUCGACGCCACUGGAAUGGAGUUACAUCCCUACCAACUCGAGGGCUGCAAUUGGCUCCGCUAUUCGUGGUCUCACAGAACAGACACUAUUUUGGCCGAUGAGAUGGGUUUGGGAAAGACUAUACAAACCAUUGUAUUCUUGUACUCAUUGUUCAAAGAGGGUCACUGUAAGGGACCUUUCCUGGUGUCGGCCCCACUCUCUACUAUCAUUAAUUGGGAGCGAGAGUUUGAAGUGUGGGCUCCGGACUUCUAUGUGGUGACAUAUAUUGGCGACAAAGACAGCAGAGCUGUGAUCAGAGAACACGAGUUAAGCUUCGAAGAGGGGGCGGUUCGCGGGGGCGCUAAAGCAUCCCGUAUUAGAAAGGACUGUCCCAUCAAAUUCCAUGUUCUGCUCACAUCAUAUGAGCUGAAUUGUAUCGACGCGGCAACCCUUGGGUCACUCGAGUGGCAGGUGUUGGUCGUGGAUGAGGCCCAUCGCCUGAAAAACAAUCAGUCAAAGUUCUUUCGUAUAUUGAAUUCAUAUAAAAUUAAUUAUAAACUACUUUUGACGGGAACUCCACUUCAAAACAAUUUGGAGGAAUUGUUUCAUUUACUCAACUUUUUGAGUUCUACGAGUUUUCAUGAUAUGCAGGGAUUCCUCAAUGAGUUCGCAGAGAUAGCCAAAGAAGAACAGGUGAAGAAAUUGCACGACUUAUUGGGUCCGCAUCUCCUCCGACGACUCAAAGCCGAUGUUCUCAAAGGUAUUCCAGCGAAGAGUGAAUUCAUCGUAAGAGUCGAUUUGGCGCCGAUGCAGAAGAAGUACUAUAAAUACAUUCUGACGCGAAAUUUUGAAGCUCUUAACACGAAAGGCGGCGGACAUCAGGUCUCGUUAGUGAACAUAAUGAUGGACCUGAAGAAGUGCUGUAAUCAUCCGUAUCUAUUCCCGGCCGCGGCUCAAGAGGCGCCUAAGAUGCCGAAUGGCGCCUAUGAGGGCAAUGGACUGGUCAGGUCUUGUGGCAAACUUAUAUUACUCCAGAAUAUGAUGCGAAAACUGUUCAAUGAGGGCCAUAGGGUUCUCAUAUUCUCGCAAAUGACCCGAAUGUUAGACAUUUUGGAGGAUUUUCUUGAAUUUGAAGGCUAUAAAUACGAGCGAAUUGACGGCGGAAUUACCGGUUCCUUACGCCAGGAAGCGAUCGAUCGUUUCAAUACUCCCGGAGCGCCACAAUUCUGUUUCUUACUGUCGACCCGCGCGGGAGGACUCGGAAUCAAUUUGGCGACGGCUGACACUGUGGUCAUCUACGACUCCGACUGGAAUCCACACAAUGAUAUCCAAGCGUUCAGUAGAGCCCAUCGUAUAGGACAGGCCAACAAAGUUAUGAUUUACCGAUUCGUCACCAGAGCCUCAGUUGAAGAGCGCAUUACACAAGUGGCCAAAAAGAAGAUGAUGUUAACUCAUCUGGUGGUGAGGCCAGGACUGGGCAGUCGUUCGGCCGCAAUGUCUAAGCAAGAGUUGGACGAUAUCUUGCGAUUCGGAACCGAAGAGUUGUUUAAAGAUGAAGAGAAGGUGACGGAAGAGAGUACUAUUCAUUACGACGAUCAGGCAAUUGACGGUCUUCUUGACCGCACUCAAGAGGGCAUUGAGCAGAAGGAGCUCUGGGCUAACGAGUACUUGAGUUCAUUCAAAGUGGCCUCUUAUGUGACCAAAGAUGUGGACGAAGACGAACCCGAGACUGAAGUGUUGAAGCAGGAGGUGGAGAGCGCAGACCCCGCCUAUUGGGAGAAACUGUUGCGCCAUCACUACGAACAACAACAGGAAGACUUGGCCCGAACUCUCGGCAAAGGGAAACGCGUCCGAAAACAAGUCAAUUAUAACGACGCGAUGGGCGGUCAAGAAGAGCACAAUUGGACUGAAAACAUAUCUGACUAUAACUCAGAUUUCUCGAUGCCUUCUGGCAAUGAAGACGAUGACGACGACUUCGAGGACAACAAAGAAGAAAAGGGCGGACGAUCUCGAAGGCGAGAGCGCGGAGAGAAAGACCGACCCCUUCCGCCUCUUCUGGCCCGCGUUGGCGGAAAUAUUGAGGAAUUUAAGAUAUUUUAA
Medioppia subpectinata is the source of this 4374-nucleotide messenger RNA. Lineage: Eukaryota; Metazoa; Arthropoda; Arachnida; Sarcoptiformes; Oppiidae. The record is from the annotation of a GenBank genome assembly.